This is a messenger RNA of Beauveria bassiana ARSEF 2860, 2235 nucleotides long. Its product is annotated as fibroin-3 related protein. Lineage: Eukaryota; Fungi; Ascomycota; Sordariomycetes; Hypocreales; Cordycipitaceae. The transcript has 2 exons. Gene Ontology annotation, cellular component: plasma membrane; cellular bud neck. The record is from RefSeq and is a predicted model, not a curated record. The coding region runs from base 1 to 2235 and encodes 744 amino acids.
AUGCAUGAAAUUGACGUGGCAAUGGCUCGCAGUCUGCGGCCAACUACCUGGGAGGCUAUAACCCACGUCUUCGCGAGACAUUUGGUCGCCCAAGCCCACAAGCGCGACAUUGUUGGUGAUGCGCAGCAAAAGGUUGGCGACGUCAAGACGGCCUUUUCUAGCUGGGACAACUGUAUGCAGGCUGCUUACUGCAAGUGGCCCGUCAUCGCAAUCAUAAUCAUCGGCAGUCUCAUCAUACUCUCGAUUCUCUGGUGCAUUGUCCGUUGCGCCUGCUGCGCUAAAUCAUGCUGUUGCGGCUGCUUCUCAUGCCUCAAGUGCUGCGGCAACUGCUGCGGCUGUUGCGAUCCUCCUGGUGGCCGCAAACACAAAUACCUCGACGAGCCGUAUAUUCCGCCCCAUCACGGCUACCAGCAGCAGGCUCCUAUGCAGCCCUCCUUCCACCCGCCUCCUCCUCAGCACCACGAGACGCCGCAGUAUGCUACCUUUGAUACGUCCAAGAACCAAGACUCCUUGCCACAAAUGCCCAGCUGGGAAGGCGCUAGUUCUAAAAAGGUCAUGAUCGAGGAGCAAGAUGACGCUGUCGAAAUGAAUCAGCUCAAGAAGCCAGCAAAUGACCCGCGUACGGGCAUUCCCGCUGGCGCUGUCAGCCCCAUGACUCCUGCCGACAGCCACGGUCCCUACAAUCCGCCCAAUCGUGGUCCUCCUAGCCGCGGGCCCGGCGGACCCGGCAGGCCCGGUGGCCCUGGCGGCCCUGGACGAGGCUACAUGGCGAAUAAUAUCGCUGCAAGCUCUAGUGGAUAUGGUAAUCGACCCGUCAGUCCCCUCAACGAACCAGGAUAUGGUAACAACGGCUACAACCAAGUCGGCCUUGGUGGCCCUGGUGGCCCUGGUGGUCAUGGUAAUAAUGGCUAUAUGAAUGCUUAUAACCAAGGCCCUGGUCAGAAUUACAAUUCGCACCACGAUUACAACAACGGCCGUGUGCUAGAUGGCUAUGGCCUGGACCAGCCGUACGACUCGCCUGACGCGAAUGCUGGCAGUCAUACUGGUGGCCAUUCCGGUGCAGCCAUGGCCGGCGCAGGAUUAGCUGGGGGACUGGCCGGUGCCGCCCUAGCCGCUGGCGCUAUUCGCCAUCAAUCUCCUGCGCCCGGAUCACGCAGCUACGGCACACCUCAGCAGCAGCCAGUAUCACCGUAUACUGAUCUCUCUGCCGCGCCCAAUUCUUUGAAGUCACCACCAGGUGGUGGCUAUGUCGAGAUGCCUGACGAGCCCCGGCGCAGGGAGGAGCCCCAAGUCAACGUCCAUGCUGCUUUUGCUGAAAUGUCUGCCGUGCCCACAACCAAGAGUCCCGUGCAUGAGGAGCUCAAGAAGGAGCCGGAGCCUAUUGCGUACGAGAUGGCUACUGAUCAGGUAGCCCCAAUCGAGCUCGAUGGUGGAUAUGUUGGACCAAUUCAGCCAAACCACACUCAAAGCUCGCCCUAUGCAAUGAGCGCUGAGCUCGCUGCUCAGCCUGCCACCCGCAGCCCGACUGCCCGAAGUCUGGCGACCCAGACUCACCAUGACGCCCCUGAAGUUUAUGACCCUCAGCGAUCACCACUCGGAGGCGCAGCCGCUAGUGGCGCCGCUGCUGGGCAGUACGGGCAGUAUGGCCAAUCUGCUCGCCAAGACGGCAUGAACACCAGAUCGGGUCCCGAGGGCUACGGAAUGCGACGUCAGCGUACCGGCGAUAACGGAGCGCCCUCUCCCAUGGGCCCUCAGCCACCAUAUGGCAUGGAUCCUCGCAUGAGACAGUCGCCUGGUCCCAUGUCUCCCAGAUCGCCAGGUCCUCGCAGCUCCCCCGGCCCCGGUGCCGGACCCCGACGCGCACCCGGCUCGCGACCCGACCAACACUUGAACACUUCACCUCUCAACACACCAGCGCCCAACGAAAGCCCGUACAACCGUCCCGGCUUUAACCAGGGCCCUGGUCCCCACCGCGCGUACUCGCCUGCCCCGCGCCAACCGCGCAGUCCCGACCACAAUGUGCCGGUCGGCCGGCCCAAUGGCCAGACCGCCUUUGCUGAGCCCCAGCCGCAGUCUCCCAUUACAAACAAUGCCGGGUUUGAUUUUACCUCGGGCUUCGCGCGACCGCAGACCAGCAACAGCGAGCGCCGCCAGCCGCAGCAGCAGCAACAAGGCUAUCAGGAAAAGCCCCGGCCGUACAAUAACCAGGCACAAGGUGGCUGGAACGGGUACUAA